AUGAACAAGAAGGUUGUCAACAGCCCUGAAACAGUUGCCCGUGGACAAAUUGAAGGUACGGGAGUUAUAGGAACCAGCCCUGAAAAUGAACAGCAGAACCUACCUUCAAAAGCCCCGUCCCAGUUGGCGAAAGUCUCCAGAUCUCUCUCCAGCGACAACAAAAUCUCUCUAUCUGAAGAAGCCAAACCGAACGAUUUGGAGAGGACCAAAACUGGGAUCUGCAAGCUCAGCAGCACCCCAGUCCAAGCCAACUCCACUACCCGAAAAGAUUCUGUAGAAACCUUUCCGCUAAAGAACAUCCCCAGCGCAGGAAACCAAGAGCAAGUCAGUAUUCUCCACUGCAAAAUCCCCGCUUUGCAAAGCACAGACGGUGAAGCUAAUCAAAGUCUUGGUAAGAGCACAUUGGAGCAAAACAAUGCCAACAGCGGUUGGGUGACCAUGAGCCAGAGCACCGUGGUUUUGGGCACAGAUGGGAACACUUCUGUUCUGCCUGGCAGUGUUAACGGGGAGGACGAUAAAGGGGAUGAAAAUAAAGCCCGAGGGAACUGGUCUAGCAAGAUGGACUUCAUUCUCUCCAUGGUGGGUUAUGCAGUGGGGCUGGGCAAUGUCUGGAGGUUCCCGUACCUGGCCUUUAAGAAUGGGGGAGGUGCAUUUCUCAUCCCUUACUUGAUGAUGCUGGCACUAGCUGGAAUACCCAUUUUCUUCCUGGAAGUUUCACUGGGGCAGUUUGCUAGUCAGGGACCUGUGUCUGUCUGGAAAGCCAUCCCAGCCUUACAAGGCUGUGGCAUUGCUAUGCUGAUCAUCUCUGUUCUAAUAGCCAUAUACUAUAAUAUUAUUAUGUGCUACACACUUUUCUACCUUUUUGCAUCCUUUGUCCGUGUAUUACCCUGGGCUUCCUGCACCAAUCCUUGGAAUACACCAGACUGCAAAGAUAAAAGAAAACUUUUAUUAGAUUCGUGCAUCAUUGAUGACCACCCAAAUAUACAGAUCAAGAACUCUACUUUCUGUAUGAGUGCCUAUCCAAACUUGACUAUGGUUAACUUCACCAGCCAAGGAAACAAGACUUUUGUCAGUGGAAGUGAAGAGUACUUCAAGUACUUUGUAUUGAAGAUUUCUGCAGGGAUUGAAUAUCCUGGUGAAAUCAGGUGGCCCUUGGCACUUGCUCUCUUUCUGGCUUGGGCGAUUGUGUACGCAUCUCUGGCUAAAGGAAUCAAGACAUCGGGAAAAGUCGUGUAUUUUACUGCUACAUUCCCUUAUGUAGUGCUCAUCAUCCUGCUUAUCAGAGGAGUAACCUUGCCAGGAGCUGGGGCUGGAAUCUGGUAUUUCAUCACGCCUAAGUGGGAGAAACUAACUGAUGCUAUGGUAUGGAAAGAUGCUGCCACUCAAAUUUUCUUCUCGUUAUCUGCUGCGUGGGGAGGUCUAAUUACUCUUUCUUCAUAUAACAAAUUCCAUAAUAAUUGCUACAGGGACACAUUGAUAGUCACAUGCACCAACAGCGCCACAAGUAUAUUUGCAGGCUUUGUCAUCUUUUCAGUUAUUGGCUUCAUGGCAAAUGAACUCAAAGUAGAUAUUGAAGAUGUGGCAGACCAAGGUCCUGGCAUUGCCUUUGUGGUUUAUCCUGAAGCCUUAACAAGGCUUCCUCUCUCUCCGUUCUGGGCUAUAAUAUUCUUUUUGAUGCUUCUAACUCUUGGAUUGGACACUAUGUUUGCCACUAUUGAGACGAUUGUGACCUCCGUUUCAGAUGAGUUUCCCAAGUACUUGCGUACCCACAAACCACUGUUCACUCUUGCUUGCUGCAUUUCCUUUUUCAUCAUGGGAUUUCCUAUGAUCACUCAGGGUGGACUGUACAUGUUACAGCUUGUGGACACUUACGCAGCUUCUUACUCUCUUGUCAUCAUUGCCAUCUUUGAGCUUGUUGGGAUUUCAUAUAUAUAUGGCUUGCAAAGAUUUUGUGAAGAUAUAGAGAUGAUGAUUGGAUUCCAGCCAAGUAAAUUCUGGAGAAUCUGUUGGGCAUUUGUGACCCCAACUAUUCUAACUUUUAUUCUUUGCUUCAGUUUUUACCAGUGGGAACCAAUGACCUAUGGAGCUUACCAUUAUCCAGGCUGGUCGAUGGUCCUUGGAUGGCUGAUGCUGGCCUGCUCUGUUAUUUGGAUCCCUAUUAUGUUUGUGAUAAAAAUGCACCUAGCCCCUGGCAAAUUUAUUGAGAGACUCAAGCUGGUCUGCUCUCCACAGCCUGACUGGGGCCCAUUUUUGGCUAAACACCGUGGUGAAUGUUACAAGAAUAUGAUUGAUCCACUGGGAACUUCCUCCCUUGGACUUAAACUGCCAGUGAAAGAUUUAGAAUUGGGAACCCAAUGCUAGUAAUUCCUAUAUUGGUGGCAAUAAUGUGUACAGCCUUUUUAAUUUUUCUUUUAUUAGUUUGUCUCCUUUGUUGUUUUUCACAGAUGCUAAAAGUGGUUGCUUAGAAAGUAGGACUUAUUGUUGCAUGCUGUAGUGAAGAACUAGACGGCCACUUUA
Molecule: messenger RNA, 2517 nt
Organism: Chelonoidis abingdonii (Abingdon island giant tortoise)
Lineage: Eukaryota; Metazoa; Chordata; Testudines; Testudinidae
Gene: SLC6A5
Product: solute carrier family 6 member 5
Biological process (GO): sodium ion transmembrane transport; nitrogen compound transport; amino acid import across plasma membrane
Cellular component (GO): plasma membrane
Molecular function (GO): amino acid:sodium symporter activity
Source: RefSeq, a predicted model, not a curated record